Molecule: messenger RNA, 3276 nt
Organism: Clarias gariepinus (North African catfish)
Lineage: Eukaryota; Metazoa; Chordata; Actinopteri; Siluriformes; Clariidae
Gene: ajm1
Product: apical junction component 1 homolog
Exons: 1
Coding region: 10-3240 (1076 amino acids)
Biological process (GO): cell-cell junction organization
Cellular component (GO): plasma membrane; apical junction complex
Source: RefSeq, a predicted model, not a curated record
UUGACUAAGAUGACACUCACAGAUCCACCCAACAUACUGGAAUCUGCUGGGUAUCAAACUGCUAAACUGAAUUCCUUCUCUAUUCACACCAAGCUCUACUCUUCUUGUAAACAAUGUGAUUCCACAUGCAUCAGUGCACUGAAAGAUCCCUGGAAUAGCUCAAAAGAACAAAGUCAUAUGUUUGGUAUUGCACCUCCUUACAAGGCCAAAUAUAACACACUCGAAAUGGAGUACUCACGUACAAGGGCUGACAGAAAUGUGGCCAACCCUGAUGCUGCCUGGAAUGUGUUAGCACAACAUAAAUGGCACAAGCUGCACCGGUUUUCAUCCCCAGAUCUUUAUAACAUGCAAGUAACUCCUCAAAUUGUGAAUACUGAAAUGGCUGGUGAAGUGGCACAUAAGAGAAGAAUAAGAUCAAAAAGUGCUUCACGGGCUCACACCAGCUACAUUCCUUUAAUAACUGAUGGUUCCCCACCUGUGGUAAGAAGGAAUUAUGAUUUUCAAAGGUCUCCAAAACAUUCUCAGUGGAGGCCAGAGGUGACUGCCAGAGAGUCCUUAUAUGGACCGACUUAUACAGUCAUUAAUGAGGUACAUCCUAUCAAACUGCAACCACAGAGGACUGAUGCUAUUAGGCACUCUCCUAUUUACAUGCCAGAAAGUUUGGAUGAAGGAAGAACUACUAAACUUGCCACUAGUCCUCAUGUAAGAUGUCGAGUGGACAUUAAGCCGGAUGAGGCAACUUUGGAGCAACAUGGUCAAAUGUCAUCCAUUUCAAGGGUGGACAUACCACCACAACGGUUUAUCAGUAGUGGCAGUCAGAGUCUUAUAGUGCCUCCCCAUGUCUCCACCUCCAGAACACCAACUCCUACUGAAUAUUUUAAAGGUGAAAAAACACCUACUUACCAGUUUUCGCAAAGUAUGCCAAUCAGUUACCUGCUGCCAUUAAAGACCCCAACACAAAGGAUAACAUCUCAAAGGGAGAUGAGACAGUAUGGAAGGGAGAGAAGGGCUAAGUCAAGCCUCAGUGUUCCAACUAAAAUCUCCAAUUUAGACAAUUUGCAGAAGUAUGAAACUUCACCCCCCAAAAGAGCUUACUAUCAGGAUAAUUAUUUUACCUUUCCUAGCCAAACCUACUCCUCUAACGUACAUUAUUUCCAGGAUAAAAAACCUCAUGUGGUUCAUACUGUACCUGACAGGCCAUAUUUCACAGAAGGAGAUCUUUAUCAUAGUGAACCAGCUCAGUACAUUAUACAGACACCCCCUGCACGGACCUUGAUUGGGGAUGACCCUAGGACACAUCAGGUUCAAACAGUUCCUCCUAGGAUUUUCUAUGUAGGUGAUCCCUGUGUACCCCAGGUGGAAACCUACAUUCCAGCUCAAGUAUAUUACACAGAGGACAGGCAUCCGACACACAUGGUUCAGCCAAAGUCACAUGAUUUAUAUGGCUCAGAUGUGUCUGGAUAUUCCACACCUUUUCCUUCAUACACAUCUCAAGUUGCACUAGCAAAAGUUAGACAGGAGUCCAUGUUUACCCCUUGGUACAAUAACCCGUGUAUGGAGCCAACAAGAUCAGUAAGUGACCCAAGGUCUCACUCAAGGUCUUGGGACAAUAUCCUCAAUACUCAUGUAGCACGGGAACAACCUGUGUCUCAUGGAAAAAGUGAUGAGAAUCUCUUGUGUCAAAGGAACCAAACUUUGCCAAUAGAUGACAGACCGAAACCUGUGGUUGUUAAUCUUUCAAGUUCACCUAGACGCUAUGCAGCUUUAUCUUUGUCUGAUAAUUCCUUGAUUGACAAAAGCCCUGUUGAUACUAAAGGAACCGUAAGCAAACAGUGGUAUGUCACUCCUGAAAUCACUAUUACAGACAAUGAUAUCAAGCCUUUCAAGGGCUAUAAGGCAGAGGCACGCUCAGCCAGUUGGGAUGUGCUUGAUUCUAAAACAGCUCCAGGUGAAGAUGCCACUUACCAUGAGACAGUUCCUUUUCCAACUAAAGAUAAGACAUAUCGCAGCACCUCACUUCAACAAAGCUUAGAACAACUUGACAAACUUUUAGCUGAUCUGGUUAUUGAUUAUAAACCACCCGCUAGUAUACAGACCAGUGAAGACUUGAUGGAUCAGCUCAAGAAGCUUAUUGAUGAAGAUGCAGUAUCACCAGGUAGAAAUAUUUCAAAGGCAGUAUAUGAGAGUUCCCUGUCCCUUGACAAACCAUCAACAUCCAUAACAACAGAUCCUCACACUAUAAGGGACACUGAUGGGAGGUGUGAUGGUCUGCAAAAUAAUGAAAAGUGCUCCCCAGACCAGAGCCCAGAUGAGGAUGAGACAAUGAUGUGUUCUAACAAUAAAUGCCGUCGGACAGAGACAUUAUUUAAUGCUUGCCUUUACUUUAAAUCAUGCCACAGCUGUUACACCUACUACUGCUCUCGCAAUUGCCGCAGAGAGGAUUGGGCUAUACACAAAGAGAGCUGCGUAUAUGGAAAAAUUGGUAGUAUAUGUCGCCACAUAAUUAAAUAUUGUAGAGAAACUCCAGAUGUCCACAAAGCUUUCUCACGUACAGCCAAAGUGGGAUAUCUAUCCCGGGGAAGAGGUGUGCUGUUUUUAAGCUUUCCAAACCCAGGAUCAUCAACAAACUUUCUUCAGUAUGGCCUAGAAAGCCUACUAAUGUCCCCAACAUAUCUGUCUAUACGUGAACUAGAUAGUUACAUGGAUAACCUUGGAGAUUAUUGUCAGGAGCUACAGGAAGCAGGAAAAGAAUAUGACCCAAAUGAAUGUUUUUUAUUGAAUGUAUCCAUUGCUGUUGGUGAUCAAAUGACUGAAAGAUCACCACCACGAGUAAAAUCCCAAACAGUUAGGAAGUAUGCCAAGGUUGCUUUAGCUUCAUACAGCCCAGACAGAAAUGUCCAUGGAAAAGAAUUUGAAAUGGAGACUUUGAUUCUCACUCCACCACCAGGUACAGCUGACAUUGACAAGGAAGGUGAAGAAGGAAGAAAAGCUAGAGAGAUUUGUUUCAUUAACAUUCAGCGGGAGCUAAGAAUUCGUGGGGUGUUCCUCCGCCAUGAGUACCCCCAUGUAUAUCAGAAACUCUGUGAGUUCGUGGAGAGCAAUAGAAGGUUUACUCCUACCAGUAUUUAUCCUAUUGACAAGAGAACUGGAAAGCAGUUCAUGUGCAUGAUUAUGGCAGCAUCUGAGCCACGGACUUUGGAUUGGAUUGCCACCCCUCAUCUUCUAGAUGACAUUAUAUAAACAAAUACACUAUUAGUAAUAUAGUUAUAAUUAAUG